Molecule: messenger RNA, 1175 nt
Organism: Neltuma alba
Lineage: Eukaryota; Viridiplantae; Streptophyta; Magnoliopsida; Fabales; Fabaceae
Product: thioredoxin-like protein CDSP32, chloroplastic
Exons: 1
Coding region: 121-1017 (298 amino acids)
Molecular function (GO): oxidoreductase activity, acting on a sulfur group of donors, disulfide as acceptor
Source: RefSeq, a predicted model, not a curated record
UGAGCCGGGGCGAGGCAAGACGGCAGUAGUCGUGCUUCUUCCAUUGCUGUUCCUGAACGUGGCUUGUACUCGGAGGGCCAAGUAAUUAGCCGCCGCCACCGCAUCUCGAACCAUUCUUCUAUGGCUUCCAUCACCAAUUUCGCGGUUAAAUCACCCUUGUCCCUCUCCACCCACCACUCCAAGCUCGUCCCCCUCCAUUCCCGUUCUUCUUUACCUUCUCUGACGUCUCGUGCUGCUCCACCGGCUGGACUCAGAACCCCUCACUACAGCCGCUUAAUCACAAGAGCCACAGCCGCCCCCGGUGCCAAGAAAGUUCAAAGCGACGAGAGAGUUCAAAAAGUUCAUAGCAUCGAAGAAUUCGACAAAGCCCUGCGAUCGGCCAAGGACAGACUGGUGGUGGUAGAAUACGCCAGCAGGACCAGCUAUGAGAGCAGCAAAAUAUACCCUUUCAUGGUGGAACUGAGCCGAUCGUGCAGCGAUGUGGACUUCCUUCUGGUGAUGAGCGACGAAUCAGAGAAGACAAGAGAGCUAUGCAGGAGAGAAAAGGUGGAGAAAGUACCUCACUUUAGCUUCUACAAGAGCAUGGAGAAGAUACACGAAGAGGAAGGGAUCGGUCCGGAUCAGCUGAUGGGAGACGUGUUGUACUACGGAGACAGCCAUUCGGAAGUGGUACAGCUGCACAGCAGAGAGGAUGUGGAGAAGCUGAUGGAGGAUCACAAGGCCGACCACAAGCUGAUCGUUCUGGACGUGGGGCUCAAGCACUGCGGGCCCUGCGUGAAGGUGUAUCCCACGGUGCUGAAGCUGUCCAGGCAAAUGUCUGACUCGGUGGUGUUUGCCAGGAUGAACGGCGACGAGAACGACAGCUGCAUGCGCUUCUUGAGGGACAUGGACGUGGUGGAGGUGCCUACGUUUCUGUUCAUCAGAGACGGCAAGAUUAGCGGAAGGUAUGUGGGUUCUGGAAAAGGCGAACUCAUCGGCGAGAUUCUGAGGUACCAAGGGGUUCGUGUCACUUAUUAAUUUGAUACAUGUUUGGCUUCGCUUCUCAAUAUAUCUAUCUCCUCAUUAUUCUCAUCAUACAUGCCUUCAUAAAUUGCACGAACCAUCGCGUCUACUGUCCUGGGGGAACACUCCUAUCUAGGAACCCAAUAUACUAGUGCAAUUUUUUUUCCUUCUAA